Messenger RNA from Branchiostoma belcheri (Belcher's lancelet), 1784 nucleotides. RefSeq names its product ABC transporter F family member 4-like. Bases 121 to 1524 code for a protein of 467 amino acids. The record is from RefSeq and is a predicted model, not a curated record. The transcript has 6 exons. NCBI's taxonomy places the organism in Eukaryota, Metazoa, Chordata, Leptocardii, Amphioxiformes, Branchiostomatidae. Gene Ontology annotation, molecular function: calmodulin binding.
AUAACCUCCUUAGUUACGGGUGUAGAGCAUAUCAACUUGCUUCCGACAUUGUUUUCCCUUGUUUUAAACGCCGAGUUCUCGACACAGAAUCCUCCAGUCCGCUUGUCAGGGUAGCACAAGAUGGCGGUGCCUUUCUCGAACACGAAGCUCCGUGUGCCGCGGGGGUUCCAGAACCUGCUGGAGGGUCUGUCCAGGGAGGUCCUCAGGAACCAGCCUGACAACAUCCCAGAGUUCGCAGCUACAUAUUUUGACACAUUACUGAAGCAGCGUGACGUUGGAGGCAUCGACCCCUCAGAGUGGGGAGCACAGCAGGAGGACAGGUUCUACAACAACAAGUCCUUCAACCAGCCCAGGCCAGGUUCUCAGGAUAGUUCAGACCAGAUCCAGGCAUCCCAGCCGGGCUCCCAGUCCCCACAGCCAGAGGAGAAGGGGAGCUCCAGGGAAGAGGACCUGGCCGCGGCCAGGAUACAGGCUGGAUUCAGGGGUUACCAGAGUCGCAAGCAGGCGAAAGCUCUGAAGGAGCAAGAAGACCAGGAACAGCCUGCUUCCGCACCGACAGAUGACGGCCCGAAAGCCGACGGGGAAGCUAAUAAACCAGCGGAAGAGGAGGAAGAAAUCGACAUUGACCUUAAUGACCCAGAAGUGGCGAACGCUGCGGCGAAAAUCCAGGCCGGGUUCCGAGGUCAUCAAGUGCGGAAGGGGAUGAAGAAAGACAAACCUGCCGAGGAGACACCUGCAGCUGCUCAGGCCGCACCUGAAGACGCCAAGGAAGAGGCUCCCAAGGAAGACACACCUGCCGAGAAACCUGCAGAAGAAAAACCCGCCAAAGAAACACCUGCAGCUGAACCAGAGGCGAAAAAAGAAGAAGAAGAAGAAAUUGAUAUUGACUUGAAUGAUCCUGAAACAGAGAAGGCCGCCCUGAAGAUCCAGGCUGGGUUUAAGGGCUACAAAGUGCGGAAGGGCAUCACCAAGAAGGAGGAAGAACCAGCCAAGGAAGAACCUGCUAAGGAGGAAGAAAAACCUGCUGAGGAGACGAAACCAGAACCUGAAGUCUCCGAACCGACAGAAGAAAAGAAGGAAGAAAAGAAAGAGGAAGAAGAAGAAAUUGACAUUGAUCUCGAUGACCCGGAAACAGAAAAAGCAGCGAUAAAAAUCCAGGCUGGAUUCAAGGGCUACAAAGCAAGAAAGGGGAUGAAACCAAAGGAGGGAGAAGCUCCGAAAGCUGAGGAGAAGGCGGAAGAAAAACCUGAAGAAAAAUCUGAAGAAAAAGCUGAAGAAAAGAAAGAGGAAGCAGAAACAACAGAAAAACCUGCUGCAGCACAAGAAGAGGAAGAAAUAGACAUCGAUCUGAAUGAUCCGGAAACGGAAAAGGCCGCGAUAAAAAUCCAGGCGGGGUUUAAGGGGUACAAGGCAAGGAAGGGGAUGAAGAAAGAGGAGACACCAGCUCAAGACGCCACCGAGAAACCGGCAGAAACUCAAGAUGCUGAGGAGAAGCCAGCAGAAGAAGCUGAGAAGACGGAAUAGAUCUUAAGACGCAGUUGAAGAGGUUGUUGUAACUUACUACAGGAAUCUUAGAGAGAUGGAGACACCCAGCAAAGUUACUUGUUUCUUGGACAAAAUAAAGAAUUCCAAGAUGACAACUUGACUGAGGAAUGCGUGAAGAGACUCUUUUUACACAACAAAGUCUUUUAUUCAGCCGACGUUUCGGUGACCGCCUGUCACCUUCCUCAGGGCAAUUCUGACUGGUUCACUUUGCACUACAGCAAUGUUAUCUGGAAAUGAAU